Molecule: messenger RNA, 323 nt
Organism: Desarmillaria tabescens
Lineage: Eukaryota; Fungi; Basidiomycota; Agaricomycetes; Agaricales; Physalacriaceae
Exons: 2
Coding region: 26-265 (79 amino acids)
Source: RefSeq, a predicted model, not a curated record
GAGAAGUCAGAGGAUACGCUACUUCAUGUUGAGUGGACCUUUUACAACUAUCGUAUUGACUUUGACGGAAUGUGGAGUUUUGUACGACCUAUGUAUCUUGCAGCUAGUAUCGUGCGUGAGCCUCGAAGCAGAAGGCGAACGGUGGACGAACGCCACGACUACCCAAUCCAACUUGCUGUACUCGUCAAGAAUUGAGGUCUAUAACGCCACCUUUCCCAAGCUGCACGUAUCGCAGUAUCCUUUCUCUCGGAGCGUGUCUGGCUGAUGGUAGACAUUUACUUGGAGAAAAGCGUGGCAAGCCACUUCGUGGGUCGAUCUUAAAG